Molecule: messenger RNA, 2025 nt
Organism: Heterotrigona itama
Lineage: Eukaryota; Metazoa; Arthropoda; Insecta; Hymenoptera; Apidae
Source: the annotation of a GenBank genome assembly
CUGUAAGCCACGCUUGUAACUCUCGCGUUUCAUACAAAUUAGUCUCCUACCUCUUGUUUUCUAGUGCAGGCUCGCAUCACCCUCUCCCCCUUUGUUCCUCCUUUCUGCUUCUUACCCUUCUUCCACUGAGAGGAAAAAUUAAAAAAAGCUGAAAAGCUUUGCUUUCUGUUUCUUCCAUUGCGAAUUUUCGCGUGUGGGUUUCUUGUUUCUUCGCUUCGACAGGAAAUCGAAAGGGGAGAAAACAAGGGGAUAUUUAAUGAAUUCGUUGGUGAAGUGUAGAGGCUAUGGAAAGUUCAAUUAUUUAUUGCUGUUGGCUGUGUUGCCUGCCAGUUUCUCCAGCAUUUUCUCAUCGUCGGCGAUGUCGUACGUGUUACCAUCGGCCGAAUGCGACCUGAACCUCACCAUGUUCGACAAGGGCCUACUCAACUCGAUGACGUUCGCAGGUGGUAUCGCGUGGUUAAUCAUACCGCAAAAAUGGACGAUUACCACCGGAAGCGGGGCUUUGGAGAUCAAUUCGUGGCGCGUGUUCUUAGCAAUCUGUUCGCUGCCGGAGUUCCUUGCCUGCAUAGCGAUAUUCGCAUUCCCCGAGAGUCCGCGUUUCCUUUUAAUGAAAGGCAGGAGGGAAGAGGCACUCGAGGUUUUCAAGAAGAUAUACUCGGUGAAUACCGGCAAGGAUCCGGAUACAUAUCCGGUAAAGGACAUCGAGGACGAGUAUUCCGUUGAAUCAGCAAGUGACAAUAUAAAGGACAAAUUGCGUUCCUGUUGGCAACAGAUCAAACCACUCUUUCUGUCGCCGAACAUCUUCAAACUCAUCGCCAUAGGCAUGAUUCAACUGGGUGCCACGAUAGGAUCAAAUUCGAUCAGACUAUGGAUGCCACAAUUAUUCACAAUGAUGGAACAAUUCAAGAACGAUUAUCUAAAGCAUGAAUAUUCGAGCUCACAGCCGCGCUUCUGUUACAUGUUGGGCCAACAACAAGGAACCAGUCAUAAUUCCUCAACAAGUUUCACAAAUGAAACGUUAAACGUUGCCCACGCAUGUGUACCGGCGGAAUUAAACUCAAAGGUAUUUAUUAAUUCUAUCGUAAUUGCGACUACCGGUGUAGUAGGAUAUACCUUGGCAGGCACACUAAUUACUGUAAUAGGGAAGAAGAAACUUAUAACAACUUGUUUCAUAGUAGCAGCCGCUUGCUGUGCUUCACUUUACUGGGCUGAGCAUACUAACAGUAUUCUCGGUUUAUGUUCGGUUUUCGUAGCCAUGUCGAGUAUAGGCGGUGCCUGUGUCGUAAAUAUUAUCGUUGAUAAUUUCCCUACGUGCUUAAGGACUAUGGCUGUUAGUCUCACUAUGAUGGUCGGCAGGAUCGGAGCGGUUCUGGGUAAUCUACUAUUUCCAGUGUUGUUUGACUUAACCUGCUUAGGACCAUUCAUUAUGAUUGGCUCUGCUUCUCUAGUAUCAGCGUUACUAGUGACCAUUCUUCCUCGACAAAAAUCACAGAAUGAUAAACCAAAGCAAACUGCCUAAUGAUAAUGUGUACGGAUAAAACUGUAAUCAACUAAUAGUAAUUGAAAGAAAGCGCUUGUAAAUAUAUAUCUUGUCUCUGGUUGUUUCUUCUCGAUUGUGUAAUUUUCGGUGCAUGAUUUCUCAUCAUGUAAAUAUGUAAAUACAACACAAUUACACUCAUUUAGCAUAAGGCAUUUUCACCACUUUAUAUGCAUGCGUGUGAUUCUCGUUUAGAAAACGAGUGCGUGAUUGGUUUAUAAGAGGUUUUCAACGAACUUCAUGAUUGUAUGGUGUGAAAUAAUUUCACAGGUGUGAAUUAGAUAAUACAAUAGUUAGUUGAUAUAUCGCGACGUUUAGAGACGAUAUAACAAAACGAAAAACUGAUAUUGUUGUAUAAUAAAUCUACAUUAUUAUUGUUUAUAAUUUUAAAUUUAAUAUAAACUUAUGAACUCCAGAAGUCUUAAUUUAAAUGGCCAUUCAAUUUCUAAUUAUGAAAAAUAAUGAUAAUCCAGGUGUCUCGCCCUCUU